Molecule: messenger RNA, 3652 nt
Organism: Megalops cyprinoides (Indo-Pacific tarpon)
Lineage: Eukaryota; Metazoa; Chordata; Actinopteri; Elopiformes; Megalopidae
Product: centrosomal protein of 128 kDa-like
Exons: 24
Coding region: 110-3277 (1055 amino acids)
Source: RefSeq, a predicted model, not a curated record
GGGAAGUCCCAUCGCAGUAACAGAAGCUAACACUAACUGUUAGCUAGAUAACAGAUUGACUUUGAUUUUCUACUGACAGCUUUGCUUCGAUGUCAGUCCUGCGGAGGCCAUGGCGGAAUCAUCGAGCGAAUCGGACACUUAUUUGCGCGGACGCGGUUAUCGCCCGCGAGGGCGGGAUACCCACUCCCGACACAGAAGGGGGAGAGCCAGCGCAGAUGCGGACAUUUCGGAGAAGAUCGACACCUUGGCAAACACCCUGGAGGACACAAGUCGAAAUCUACAUAACGUAGACCGGAUGCUGGGUCAGUACAGGGAGCACACAGACGACCAGGCUGAAACCAUGGCAGCGCUGAGAGAGGACCUGGAGGAGUCCAUCCAGCAGCUGCGCAGCCAGCGCCUGCAGAGGGCCCACGCGGGCCGCAGCGGCUCCCUGUCCACGCUCCACACCAGCGACCUCGAGGCUGGCUCCGCCUCUGAUGGUCAUCGCUAUCAUCCCACCUCUCCUCUGAGGGACUACGCUGGCCGCGAAACAGCGGGAAGGAGGCGAUCCAGGUCUGCCACCGUCCGCUUCAGGGACCCCGGCCAUCUGGAGCACCACGUGCACAGUAUGCAUCAGUCCCUGCGGGACUUGCACAGUGACCAGCUCCGCCUUGGGGAUGAUGUAGACCGAGAGAUCCACAGGCGAAACAAGGUGGAUGUGGAAACCAAGCGGACUUUAGAGCGACUGUCUGACCAGCUGCUCUCAUCACAGAGAGGGGAUUCGGUGUCUUCGCGCGUGGAGAAGCGCCUGCAGGAGAUAGAGAAGGAGAUCCGGGCGGAGCGGCGGGGUGCGGAGAAGCGGCCGGAGCAGCGGCCGGAGCAGCGCGCAAACAUGUCCCAGGAGCUGCAGGAGGCUCUGAGGAGGCGAGAGAAUGCGGCCGGAGAGUCAGAGGAGGCCAUGAAGAGCAGGCUGCUGCGAUCAGAGUGUGACAAGAACAAGGUUGAGCAGGAGCUGGAAAAAACCCGGAGACAACUGGACCAGUCUGAAGGGGGCCGGGAUGCCCUUUUACAGCAGGUGGAGGACCUGCGUGUGCAGCUACUGAGGACAGAGCGGGAGCGCGUGGACAUGCAGCAGCAGAUCUCUGUCCUGACCUCCCAGCAGAGGAGCCGGCAGGACCGCGAGGAGCUCGGCAGAGCGGAGCUGGCGGAGCUGGAGAGGGAGGUGCAGGAGCUGCGGGCGGAGCUGGGGCGGGGCGCCGCGCGGAGCGAGGCGGCGGAGCUGAGGAGAGCCCUGGAGCGCAAAGACAGGGAGAGGGCACAGCUGUGUGUGCAGGUGGAGGCCCUGUCCUCGGACCUGGAGCGGCGGGAGCAGCAGCAGCUGCGGAUGCUGGAGCAGCUGAAGGAGCUGCAGGCGCGGGCAGAGGCCUGCAGGGCGGAGCGGGAGCGGGCGGAGGCGCAGCGGGACGAGAGCGACAGGAGGAGGGAGGAGGUGAAGAGCCGCGCCCAGGACGCCCUGCGCCACUGGAAGGCCAAGUGCAAGAGCCUGGAGCGCCACCUAGAGGAGAAGAGCAAGGAGGCCCAGAGCAGCACAGACAAGACACGCCAGGCCUGCAGGGAGAGGGACGGGCUGCAGGUGACGCUGCAGUCCCUCGGGCAGCAGGCGGAGGCGCUCCGCAAGGAGCUGGGGGAGGUGGUGGGCCGGCUGGCGCAGCGCGAGGAGGACCUGCGGAGGACGGAGGUGGAGCUGAGCGACACCCGGGCCCGGCAGCUGGCUCUGGAGCAGGAGGCGCGGGAGGUGCGGGACGCCUCCCGCUCCCUGCAGGAGGCGGCGGAGCGGCAGGGCCCGCUGGAGGCGCGGCUGCGGGAGGAGAACCGCGCCCUGGAGGCGCGGGCGGAGGAGCUGGAGCGCGGGCGCGGGCGGGACCGCGAGGCGCUGCAGGAGCUGCGGGCGGCGGCCCGGGAGCUGGGCGCGGCGCGGGCGGAGCUGGCCGCCCGGCUGGAGGAGGCGGAGGGGGCGAGGAAGGAGGCGGAGGGCCGGCUGGAGGCGGCGCUGGAGGACGCGCUCUCCCAGGGCCAGCAGCUGAAGCUGGAGAGGGAGCUGCACCAGAGCGAGCUGGCCGGCCUGCAGGGGGCGCUGCGCGACGGCCGGGCCAAGCAGGAGCGCGCCGUGCAGGAGGCCAUCAGGCUGUGCCAGCAGGAGAGGGAGGAGUUGCAGGCUCACCUGAGGGAGGUGAAGGCGGAUGCGGCGGCGGCUAAAGACCUGGUGAGGGCGCACCGCCGGCAGGUGGAGAAGAUGAAGACGGAGUGCGACAAGCUGACGGAGGAGCUGUCCCUCGCGGAGGAGAGCCGCGUGCAGCUCCGCAGGAAGUACCAGCUGCUGAAGCAGGAGCUGGAGGAGAAGGUGAAGUUGGUGGCCAGAGGGGACGAGCGUGCCGAGGGCAUGGAGGCCGCCAUCGCGGAGCUGCGGGUGCAGGUGGGCCGGCUGGAGGCGGAGCAGGAGGCGGUGCUCCACACCAUCGGGGCGGAGAUCGACGCCGCCUGCAAGACGCUGUCCAGGGACUCCGACGACAAGCUCAAUGCCAUUUCCCUCAGUGUCGGGCUUCAGAAGGACCCUCACCGCUGGCUGGCUGAGACCAAGACGAAGCUGCAGUGGCUGUGUGAGGAGGUGAAGGAGCGGGAGGCUCGGACCCGGCGGCUGAAGCGGCACCUGCAGCAGAGUAGAGAGGAGAUCAAGGGCCUGAAGCAGAACAAAGACGCGGAGCAGCAGGUGCUCCUGGAGAGGCUCACGCAGCAGGAGCGGCUGCUGGAGGACAUCCACGGGGAGAAAAGGGAUCUGUUGGAGAAGUCACGCAGGAAGGACGAGGAGAUGAGGACUCUCCAGGAUCGAAUAUUGGACCUGGAAAUGAGCACCAGGCUAGCGCUGAAUCACCUGGAGUCCGUCCCUGAGAAGCUGAGCCUGAUGGAGAACUUCAAGGACCUGGAGGAGUCUCAGCGGCAGAGAGAGAUGGUGGAGCAGCGCUACGCCCGAUACAGGGAGAUCGUGGGCGACCUGCAGCACCAGCUGGAGGAGUCCAAGAGAAGAAUCCAGGAGUACAGGGACGAGAAGAUGGACGCCGCAUCCCGCAGCAUUCGCCUGGCCGCCCUCUCCUCCUCCAUCCGGGGUCAGACCAGCUUCCUGUCUAGCUCCUUGCUCACUGAUAGUGCCUCGCCGCACAAACGCAUGAGCUCUCCGGACUUCGACAGCAGUCUCCACGAAGAUCACAGUUCACCUGUAAACAGCACAAAAUCUCAGCCCUAAGACAGUAACACGUAGUCUAGUCCCCAGUGCAAAAUGAGACCCAGGACACACAGUCCAUGUCCACAGUGCAAAAUGUGACCCAGGACACACAAUCCAGUCUACAGUGCAAAAUCUGACCCAGGAGCACACAGUCCAAUUCACUGUGGUCAGUUAUAUUUUUAACCAUACAGAAAUACACCACCAUCCCCUGCACAUCUAACAUUGUAUUCCAUCCUCUCUGCAGUGGGUUAAAACCCUGCACCCUGAAGCUGUUUGCAACAACUACCUCAAAGGGAAACUUAAAACUAUGAUCAAACAGUAUAGCUUUGUCUCAGCAGUUGGAGGUUGGUAAUCUGUGCUUACGGCAGUUAUUUGAGACAUCUCCUAAUAAGAUGU